GUUUGAACGGAGAAAAACCCAUAAGAACGAAGUUGGAAUUUAUGUCCCGCAGAGCAAACGAUGCACUGGUUCGCCCAAAUCGGAGGUGACGAGGCCUCUCCCGAUUCGUCAGAUGUGAAGCGCCGGCAGAGUCUCUACGACGAGGAUUCCCUCGAUGGCGAUCAUCCUAGCGAGAACGAAGGACGGGAGUCGACGGGAAACGCGAAAGACGUGGACAGGGCGAAGCUCGUCCGUGAGAGACAGAACGAAGAACGGCAGCGGAAGUUGGAAGAGCUGAGACAGCAGGCGUUCGCCGCGCAACGUUUCCGGGAGCAACGGGAAGAGGAACGUCGAAGACGCAUCGACGAGCUCAGAUCGCGCGACAAUGACAGGGGUGAAGGUACGCUCUAA
This is a messenger RNA of Apis florea (little honeybee), 390 nucleotides long. RefSeq lists its product as uncharacterized. Lineage: Eukaryota; Metazoa; Arthropoda; Insecta; Hymenoptera; Apidae. The record is from RefSeq and is a predicted model, not a curated record. Gene Ontology annotation, cellular component: microtubule cytoskeleton. Gene Ontology annotation, biological process: microtubule cytoskeleton organization.